AGUUACUUGCUGCUUACUUUUCUUAAGCCCUGCAGGCAGUGAAGGGCUAUCUGGCCAGUUCCUGUUUUCACUGGACACCUGCAGUCAACCUCUUAUGCACUCCAGCACCCCCAUCAGCUCUCUCUUCUCGUUCACCAGCCCAGCAGUGAAGAGACUGCUAGGCUGGAAGCAAGGCGAUGAAGAGGAAAAGUGGGCAGAGAAGGCAGUAGACUCUUUAGUGAAGAAGCUAAAGAAGAAGAAAGGAGCCAUGGAUGAGCUGGAGAGGGCUCUGAGCUGUCCAGGGCAGCCCAGCAAAUGUGUGACGAUUCCUCGAUCCUUGGACGGGCGGCUGCAGGUGUCCCAUCGCAAGGGGUUGCCUCACGUUAUUUAUUGCCGAGUGUGGCGAUGGCCUGAUCUGCAAUCUCACCAUGAGCUGAAGCCCCUGGAAUGCUGUGAGUUCCCAUUUGGCUCCAAGCAGAAAGAGGUGUGCAUUAACCCCUAUCACUACUGCCGUGUGGAGACAUCAGUGCUGCCGCCUGUAUUGGUGCCGAGACACAGUGAAUAUAACCCCCAGCUGAGCCUUCUGGCCAAGUUCUGCAGCGCCUCCCUCCACAGUGAGCCACUCUUGCCGCACAACGCCACCUAUCCUGACUCUUUCCAGCAGCCUCCAUGCUCUGCAUUCCCUCCCUCGUCAGGGCAAGCAUUCUCACAGUCCCUGUGCACAGCCAGCCACUCUCACUCCCCAGGAAGCCCUUCAGAGCCAGAAAGCCCCUAUCAACACUCAGACUUUCGGCCAGUUUGCUAUGAGGAGCCCCAGCACUGGUGCUCAGUUGCCUACUAUGAACUGAACCACCGAAUUGGUGAGACGUUCCAGGCUUCCUCCCGAAGUGUACUUAUAGAUGGAUUCACAGACCCUUCAAAUAACAGGAACAGAUUCUGUCUUGGACUUCUUUCUAAUGUAAACAGAAACUCAACAAUAGAAAAUACCAGGAGACACAUAGGAAAGGGUGUGCAUUUAUAUUACGUCGGGGGAGAGGUCUAUGCUGAGUGUGUGAGCGACAGCAGCAUCUUUGUCCAGAGUCGAAACUGCAACUAUCAGCACGGUUUCCACCCAGCCUCUGUCUGCAAGAUCCCCAGUGGUUGUAGCCUCAAGAUCUUCAACAACCAGCUCUUUGCUCAGCUGCUUGCUCAGUCAGUUCACCAUGGAUUUGAAGUCGUCUAUGAGUUAACUAAGAUGUGCACUAUCCGGAUGAGUUUCGUUAAGGGUUGGGGAGCUGAGUACCAUCGCCAGGAUGUCACGAGCACCCCCUGCUGGAUUGAGAUUCAUCUUCACGGGCCACUGCAGUGGUUGGACAAAGUUCUGACUCAAAUGGGCUCUCCACAUAGCCCGAUUUCUUCCGUGUCUUAA
Eptesicus fuscus (big brown bat) is the source of this 1387-nucleotide messenger RNA. RefSeq names its product SMAD family member 9 (gene SMAD9). Gene Ontology annotation, molecular function: RNA polymerase II cis-regulatory region sequence-specific DNA binding; I-SMAD binding; DNA-binding transcription factor activity, RNA polymerase II-specific. Lineage: Eukaryota; Metazoa; Chordata; Mammalia; Chiroptera; Vespertilionidae. The transcript is spliced from 5 exons. The coding region runs from base 95 to 1387 and encodes 430 amino acids. Gene Ontology annotation, cellular component: heteromeric SMAD protein complex. The record is from RefSeq and is a predicted model, not a curated record. Gene Ontology annotation, biological process: regulation of transcription by RNA polymerase II; SMAD protein signal transduction; transforming growth factor beta receptor signaling pathway.